AUGGAUCCGGAGAGGAUUCAGGAGAUGGUUCAGGAGAUGGAUCUGAAAAUGGAUGCAACAAUUCCAGCACAUACAAAUGCAAAAACACCUACAGCAUCUAUAAGUGCAACAGCAGCCCCAGCAUCUAAAACUCCAAUAACAGCUCUGCCCUCUGCCAAUGCAACUGCAGCAUCUACAAAUGCAAAAACAACUACAGCAUCUAUAAGUGCAACAGCAGCCCCAGCAUCUAAAACUCCAAUAACAGCUCUGCCCUCUGCCAAUGCAACUGCAGCAUCUACAAAUGCAAAAACAACUACAGCAUCUAUAAGUGCAACAGCAGCCCCAGCAUCUAAAACUCCAAUAACAGCUCCGCCCUCUGCCAAUGCAACUGCAGCAUCUACAAAUGCAAAAACAACUACAGCAUCUAUAAGUGCAACAGCAGCCAGACCAUCUAAAACUCCAAUAACAGCUCUGCCCUUUGCCAAUGCAACUGCAGCAUCUACAAAUGCAAAAACAACUACAGCAUCUAUAAGUGCAACAGCAGCCCCAGCAUCUAAAACUCCAAUAACAGCUCCGCCCUCUGCCAAUGCAACUGCAGCAUCUACAAAUGCAAAAACAACUACAGCUUCUAUAAGUGCAACAGCAGCUCCAGCAUCUAAAACUCCAAUAACAGCUCUGCCCUCUGCCAAUGCAACUGCAGCAUCUACAAAUGCAAAAACAACUACAGCAUCUAUAAGUGCAACAGCAGCCCCAGCAUCUAAAACUCCAAUAACAGCCCUGCCCUCUGCCAAUGCAACUGCAGCAUCUACAAAUGCAAAAACAACUACAGCAUCUAUAAGUGCAACAGCAGCCCCAGCAUCUAAAACUCCAAUAACAGCUCUGCCCUCUGCCAAUGCAACUGCAGCAUCUACAAAUGCAAAAACAACUACAGCUUCUAUAAGUGCAACAGCAGCCCCAGCAUCUAAAACUCCAAUAACAGCUCUGCCCUCUGCCAAUGCAACUGCAGCAUCUACAAAUGCAAAAACAACUACAGCUUCUAUAGGUGCAACAGUAGCCCCAGCAUCUAAAACUCCAAUAACAGUUCUGCCCUCUGCCAAUGCAACUGCUGCAUCUACAAAUGCAAAAACAACUACAGCAUCUAUAAGUGCAACAGCAGCCCCAGCAUCUAAAACUCCAAUAACAGCUCUGCCCUCUGCCAAUGCAACUGCAGCAUCUACAAAUGCAAAAACAACUACAGCAUCUAUAAGUGCAACAGCAGCCCCAGCAUCUAAAACUCCAAUAACAGCUCUGCCCUCUGCCAAUGCAACUGCAGCAUCUACAAAUGCAAAAACAACUACAGCUUCUAUAAGUGCAACAGCAGCCCCAGCAUCUAAAACUCCAAUAACAGCUCUGCCCUCUGCCAAUGCAACUGCAGCAUCUACAAAUGCAAAAACAACUACAGCUUCUAUAAGUGCAACAGCAGCCCCAGCAUCUAAAACUCCAAUAACAGCUCUGCCCUCUGCCAAUGCAACUGCAGCAUCUACAAAUGCAAAAACAACUACAGCUUCUAUAAGUGCAACAGCAGCCCCAGCAUCUAAAACUCCAAUAACAGCUCUGCCCUCUGCCAAUGCAACUGCAGCAUCUACAAAUGCAAAAACAACUACAGCAUCUAUAAGUGCAACAGCAGCCCCAGCAUCUAAAACUCCAGUAACAGCUCUGCCCUCUGCCAAUGCAACUGCAGCAUCUACAAAUGCAAGAGCAACUGCAGCAUCCACAAGUGAAAUGGCAGCUAAAGUCUCUGCAAAUACAACAACUCCAGCAUCUUUGAGUUCAAUGGCAGCUCCAGUAUCUAAAAGAACAACAACUCUACCCACUGCUAAUACAACCAUUCCAUCAUUUACAAAUGCAAGAACAACUGCAGCAUCUACAAGUAAAAUUGCAACUAAAGCCUCUACAAAAUCAACAACAACAACUCCGGCAACUACAAGGGCCACUACAGUCCCAUUACCUGCAAAAACAACUAAAGCCAUCACACGUACAACAGCUGCACCAAGAACCACUGUUAUUCAGCUGUUGGUGUUCUCUUCGCCUGAAAUAUUUAUAGUUGAUUUGUUCAACCCUCAGUCCCAGGCUUUCAAGAACAGAGCCAAUAGGAUAAGAGAUCAGCUUGAACCUAUAUUCAGGAGAAUAUACAUUUUUUUCUUUCGGAUCAUCGUGAUACGGUUUAGGCCUGGGUCCAUUGUUUCUGAAGUACAAAUGGUCUUCAACAAAUCUGGUACCGUGCCCAACACCACUGAGGUGGCAACAACACUGAAACAGGCAGUGGAAAGUGGGAAUGUGACCAUGCCCAUCGAUAUCACCUCAAUCUCUGUCACCGCACUCCUAAAUGAAGCACCAACUACAGCAACUACAAAUGAAACAUCAGCUCCAGCCUCUGCAAAUGCAUCAUCUGCCCCAACUACAAAUGCAACAUCAACUCCAGCACUCCUAAAUGAAGCACCAACUACAGCAACUACAAAUGCAACAUCAGCUCCAGGUUCUGCUAAUGCAUCAACUGCAGCAACUACAAAUGCAACAUCAGCUCCAGCCUCUGCAAAUGCAUCAACUGCAGCAACUACAAAUGCAACAUCAGCUCCAGCCUCUGCAAAUGCAUCAACUGCUGCAACUACAAAUGCGACAUCAGCUCCAACCUCUACAAAUGCAUCAACUGCAGCAACUACAAAUGCAACAUCAGCUCCAGCCUCUGCAAAUGCAUCAACUACAAGAGCAACAUCAGCUGGUCACUUUUUCACAAUUUCAAGAGCAACUGCGGCACCUACAAGAGCUCCAGCACCGAUAAGUUCAGCCACUGCCACAAAACCUACAACAUCAGAAAGCACUGCGAUUGUGCUUUUGCAGUUCACCUCUGAUGAAACAUUUGAUCCUCAACUGUCCGACCAAACCUCCCUGGCAUUCAGGAACAGAGUCAGUCUGACAAGAAGACAGCUCGAACCUGUGUUCAGGAGGGAAUUCACCACCUUCAUUCAGGUGGUAGUGUUUAGGUUUAGGAGUGGCUCGAUUGUCACUGAAGCAGGUGUGGUCUUCAGAAAUUUGGGCUCUGUGCCCAGCAUCGAUCAGGUGGUUGCAGUCCUGAUUAAGGCGGUGCAAAACGGGGAAGUGACCAUCCCUAUCACCUCAGGCUCUGCCAUCACCUCAGUCUCUGCCACAAGUCCCUCUUCCAGUGGUGUCUCACCUGUUCCUCCCUCAGUGUUCAGCUGCUUCCUGCUGGCCUGGUGUUCCCUGCUGCUGGCUAAAGUGCUCAACUUAUCAUAAAACAGAGAUGCGUGCACAGAGAUGCAUAAUUUCUCAUGCAUUCCUGCUCUAAACGGCUACAUAUGCAUGCAUGCACACACACACAUACACACACACAUGCAUCAUCUACCUUUUGUGCAUGCUUACAGGAUUAGCCGAAUCAUUUAUUGAACUUAAUGCAUAAACUCGCAGAGGAAACUGCACUUUAUAUACACUCUCAGCUCCUGCCCCUCAGCCAAGCCUAGCAUGGUUCAAAAAGCAGUUAUAACACACAUUGAUACGUAGUAAGUAUUUUGUGGCAAGCGGAGGUACAUGUAUUCAUUUACCUUCGUUUCAGCAGGUAGACGUUUUACCUGAGAAGUCAAUUCUCGUUUGCAGUGCUGGCCCAGGCAAUCUACAUGGGCAGAGAAUGCUAGGACGUGUGUAUCCUCACACCUGGGUCGAAGGUGUCACACUUACCUGAUAAAAAAAUGUGCAUGAGCAAAUGUAUUUAUUUAAUAUUUUAUGUUCUUUAUUCUGUGCACUGAAUCAUUUUGUCUGUAUCUUUGUAUUGGCAGUUCAUACUUAAUUUGUCCUCUGAGGUAAAAUAAAGAG
This is a messenger RNA of Anguilla anguilla (European eel), 3843 nucleotides long. Its product is annotated as mucin-5AC-like. The transcript is spliced from 9 exons. The coding region runs from base 1 to 3270 and encodes 1089 amino acids. NCBI's taxonomy places the organism in Eukaryota, Metazoa, Chordata, Actinopteri, Anguilliformes, Anguillidae. The record is from RefSeq and is a predicted model, not a curated record.